Molecule: messenger RNA, 1563 nt
Organism: Haemorhous mexicanus (house finch)
Lineage: Eukaryota; Metazoa; Chordata; Aves; Passeriformes; Fringillidae
Gene: ACRBP
Product: acrosin binding protein
Exons: 9
Coding region: 1-1563 (520 amino acids)
Cellular component (GO): acrosomal vesicle; nucleus
Source: RefSeq, a predicted model, not a curated record
AUGGAGGCAGACUUCAGGCCAGCAUCUGCAGUGUUGUCCCAGCGCUCUGUGCCAGCGGGCAGGAUCCGGCCAGCCUGCCAGCUGCUCCUUCAUCUCCCCCGCUUGUCCUGGUCGAGGACAGCCCAUCCCACCCCAUCGCAGCCCAUCCCAGCCCAUCCCCGGUGUGUUUGUCCCGCAGGCACGGUGCUGGCCCUGCCGGCGGGCGCGGCGGCGGCGCCGGUGCCGGCGGUGCCGGGCAGCCCGCUGUCGGACCGGGAGUACGAGCGGUUCUUCGCCAGGCUGCACCCGCCCUGGCAGGCCAACAUGUUCUGCCUGCUGCGCCAGGCGUACGGCUGCCUCAGCCCCAGCAUCCUGCGCCUGGACCAGGCCGAGAACCACGGAGAAAUCCCCGAAGGGCCAGUCUGCUCUCAGUUUCCAGAGGUGGCGGAGUUCCUGACCUUCUGCCAGUUUGCCCACUACCGCUGCCUCAAACAGCAGUUCUUCAUCAAGCGAGUCCCAUGUGCGAGCGAGUCUCUAGCAAGCCCCUCCCCGGUGGAGCCAUCCAGCACCAUGAGCCCCUCGGCAGAGGGCAGAGCCUCCCCUGUCACACCAGCUCAGGAACCGUGGCCGACGAAGCCCCCCACGGCCAUGCCAAAGGUGCCCACGCCCUGGCAGAAGAACAGGACUAUGGACCCACCAGAUCUCGGGGCUGCCACCUCACCUUCCAGGACAGACUCUCCCGACGAACAAAACCUGAGAAAAAGCAUCUGGCAGCUGAUCUAUUCGGCCCUCUCCUUGGAUGCAACCUUGGACACCAAGGCCUCCUCUUGGAACUCCACCAGCUCGGACCCAGGACACACAUCAGAGCAGGAAACUCCCCCCCGAGGCAGCCUUCUAGCCCUGCAGAACGAUGAGGCAGUGCUGGUCCUGUGCUACGCAGUGCUGGAGGGAAAUUGCCUCUCGUCGAGUCUCACCAUGGCCUGGAAGGAGAUGGAAAAAAGAGUCUUUGGGUUCGGAGACUCGGUGUGUGACAGCCUCGGGCGGCAGCACGCGGACCUGUGCCCCGACUGCGCUUUCUGCUCGCUGAAGAGGGAGCAGUGCCAGAACAUCGAGACGCUGAACCGCGUUCACUGCGACUCGGGCAGCUUCUCCACCUACAUCAACCCCGAGAUCUCCGCCCAGCACGGGCACGUAGAGGGCAAGACCAUGUCCUCACAGACCCUGGGCGACUACAACGUGAACAUUUUGAGAGGGAUGAGGAUGGAGUACUGGUGCAGCCGGAUGGCCAUCUAUGGCUGUAAGGAACCUGCCGUGACCCUCUGGCUGAAGGCAGAGUAUGAAACCUUCUCAGAUGCGGAUAGCUCGGGAAAGAUCUGUGACUCGAGUGGGGUCCAGCAUCCCAACUACUGCAUGUUCAAGAGCUACCAGUGCCUCCUGAAGAGCAUCUACAAUGAGAGGGUGGUUCGUGUGAAAUGCAGCCGUAACAUGGCCUACCAGGUGCUGAGUAUGAGGGAGGGAGACAAGGAGGUGCAGCUGUGGCAAGAGAGGUUCCAGAGACUCUCCAGGAAGCAAUCAGAAAAAUGA